This is a messenger RNA of Phoenix dactylifera (date palm), 1738 nucleotides long. RefSeq lists its product as uncharacterized. Lineage: Eukaryota; Viridiplantae; Streptophyta; Magnoliopsida; Arecales; Arecaceae. The record is from RefSeq and is a predicted model, not a curated record.
CACUCUGUGAAUUCUAUUUUUUUCUUUUGUUUGGGUAAGCCAGGUUGGAGAGAAGCGAGAAAAAGGGAAGCCGGAGGAUCGAGAAAAUAGAAGACAAUAAGAGAAAAGGAAGAUCCCUUCUCUCCCAAUGUCUCCUCCACCUAAGGAAUGAAGGAUAAAGAGGAUUAGCAAAACCUCCUCUCUGUUUCUCUUCCUUCCAUCCCUUGCCUGACCGUCCAAACUGAGGAUUAUGACCCUCUCCUCCUCACUCCUAAACAAAUGAGAGAUUCUAGUUCUCUCCUCUCUACCCCUUGCCUUCUCUGCCAACCUCGUAUCAUCAAAGAUCGAGACGGCCAUGCACAAGAAAGAAAGUGAAGGGUUCACAAAUUCGAGGUGAUUGGAAAGGUGAUGAUGCUGCUGCUGUUUGUCGGAGAUGAAGUGGAAAGGGAGACGGUGAGGACGUGGGAAACCCCUAGAUUUUGCGCCGGAGAUUCUGCGAUUCUUGCUGGAGAAGGCGACGAAGAGAUGGAAUUGGUCCGGGCACGCGGUGGCUGCCUCAACUCAUGCCGCCGAAAGCAAAGACAAGUCGACGGUCAAGACGCGGAGUCACAUUGACCAAGUUCGUCGUCCUUUUUCUCAGCCACUCACGCGUAUAUUAGUCGGCCUCAUCUGGAGUCUCCCAGAGGACCGCAUGUGUUCUCUUUCCGACCAAUUUCCAACCAUCUUCCGUGCAUGACCGGUUUAAUUACUUAUGGCUUCCUCCUUUCUCGAUUCAUAUAUCCCUCCAUACUUCACCUCCUUUUUUGAGGAUCAUUGCAUUGAUAAAUUCUUACGCACUUGUCCCCCGUCCUGCCUUCCAUCUACUCUGCCUACUGUAGAGCCAGCCUAUUGAACUAUGGCUUCGAAACCCAAUCCUAAGCUCCCGGAAGAGCAGCAGCAAACAAUAUCGCCGCAGCCACCGAGCAGCAGUCGAUUCAGGGCACUGAUCACCCAAUUAUUCAAUCUGCUCCCUGCCGUUGGUUUCCUCUUCCUCACCGUCAAUGUGAUCGCCGCUGCUUACCACGCUCGCCAGGAUCCUGGAACCCUUGUGUUCGUGCUCUGGUCCUAUGUAAAUCUGUUGCUGCUAUUCUUGUGCCUCAAAAAAUUUGAGAGCCUUGAAGCGGACUCUCCGCCUGAGAAGAGGGAGAGACUUAAAGUGGCUAUCUGGGUGCUUGCCACCGCCCUCAACCUCACUUUCGCCUGGCGAGUGGCGGGGAUAAUGCCAUUAGCGCUGGCCGUAGUCAUCUGGGCAAUGGCUGCCCUUGUUGCUGUUGCUGGGUUCUACGGUCUCUUCAUUUACAAGGAUGGGAAUGGUAAUUGUAUUGAGAACAGCGACUUUGGCAAGGCUCGCCUCCGCGAGCUCUCCCCGGAAGAAAAAGUUUAGCCUGUCCCAAGGUAGACAUGCAAUCCACUAUAAUAUAUUUCAAAAUAAAAUAUUACUGAAAAAAUAAACUUAAUUCAACGAAUGUCUUCAUGAAUGUGCGAAGGAUCACUUUGAAAGUAGUAAUUCAUGUAUUUAAGUGGUUCAUAUAUUUGGGUUUUCUAUGUACAUUUAAGUGGUUCAUGUAUUUGGAUUUUCUAUGUGCCUAUAAGUGGUUCAUGUAUUUUGGAUUUUCUAUGUGUAUCUAGAAGUCCUAUAAAUAUUAUGUAAGUCUUGUGGUUUUGGCAAGGGGCAAGAGCCAAAGUGAAUAGAAAAAAUUUGAAGUAUUUCGCCUCUUCA